Messenger RNA from Zophobas morio, 12403 nucleotides. RefSeq lists its product as uncharacterized. NCBI's taxonomy places the organism in Eukaryota, Metazoa, Arthropoda, Insecta, Coleoptera, Tenebrionidae. Gene Ontology annotation, molecular function: helicase activity; ATP binding; ATP hydrolysis activity. The transcript is spliced from 95 exons. Bases 37 to 12384 code for a protein of 4115 amino acids. The record is from RefSeq and is a predicted model, not a curated record.
CUAUAAAUAUCGAACUUGCAAGCUGCUCUUGUGAUAAUGAAGCCUACGAGUCGAUUACUUGCAUUAGGGGAAAAGCUAUCAGGAAAGGAACUUGAACAUUUAUUAAAAAAGUAUAAUUACACGUGGGAAGCUUGCUGGGAAAUGGAUGACCUAUCUCCAGAAGAAGAAAGUAUGCUUCUGUCAUUUUUAUCUCGGAUGCCGAACUCCUCUGUUGAGACUGUGGCACCUCACCCUGAAGUUUUGUGCACAAGGCUUAUGACCCUUCUUCAUAAGGAUCCUCCAACUUCGGGGUUACAUAGGCAAAUUUAUUUGUACGUUACUAUAAUCGAAAAGCUACUGAACGUGUUCGAGUCUUAUAAAGGUGAAGUAGAAAGGGACAUGCUCCUUCAGGUUAUUACUCUAGCAAAAGAGAGUUUACAAGUCACACAGACAGAGUUUAAAGAGAGGAGUCUUUUCCUACAAACUUUUAUGGACUGGGAGUUAUCUUUGAGGGAAGUUUCGUCUUUAAAGCAUAAAGACUGGAAGUGCCCAACAGUUUCCUGGCUGUUGUCUGACGAACUUUUUAAUCCGGUCAAGUUACCAAAAAUGAAGAUUCCUAAUGACAAAUCCAAUGGCAUAUAUUAUUCUAUGGAAGAGUAUAUCGACACGCUAUACAAGCUUUGGGUGGCUAUUACUUUUUCCGAUGGGCAUGCAGCCUUGUCAGUGAGGUGCAAGGUAUCCGAAAGAGUUAAUAAGCAACCUUGUGCUUCCGUACUUCGCCCUAAAGCGGCCUUUCAAGACCUGCCUACUUGUGGACAUAGCAACACAGUCGUGUAUUGCUGCAAUUUUAGAAAUCAUCGUAGAUCCUCUAUUUGUGAAACUUGUUAUAAGAUUUGCCAGAAAAGUAUUUUAGGUGCUACAAAUAACAAGUCUUCAACCGAUAUUUAUGAUGCCACUCUAAGAAGGUAUGAGCAAAAGGGCAUUUUGUUUUUUAGCAAUGUGGUAACGAGGCGCCCUCCUAAUGUAACGAUCAACUGGUCCACGACAUAUAGGCUUUGUGCCCCUGCCCUUGUGGGCCUGGUGAAGAUUGCUCGGCCAAACUGCGCGAUCACACCUCUGGAUAGGAUUUUUUGGGGUAAAGUGGAGCCCUAUACUCAUGACAGGAGAGAGGAUAUCUCCAAUCGUGCCCGUGGUAAUUUAAAGGUCUCUCUUAUCUCCUGCCUUGACGAGUUGCCGAGGCUAAAGUUUUAUGAGAACGCAUCCUAUGCUAUCAUCGAUUGCAGGACUUUUGUCCCCGAACCUUUACCGGUCCUCAAUGUGUUUGAGCACGAUGCUGUCGAUGACUUUCCGUUGGCGAAAUAUUUAAAUAUAAACCCAGUGUGCAUUGAAAAGGAAGAGCUUACGUGCUUAUUAGAUAGUAGCUCUAAUCAAGGAGACCUUUCAGUAGAGUGGGGAUCAAACCUGCCUUUUCGAAUUCAUAUUGAGAAACUUAUUGAAACGAGUUAUUUAGAACCCUUCAAAGUUAUAAGGAAAAACCCAGAACUCCAUCAAAAAUGCAAGAAGGAGCUUUCUAGCCUCGUGGAUUCGUUAACUCUUGACCAUGAGCAACUAAAAAGUCUUAUCUGCGCGCUGCAGUAUCCUGUGCACUUAACUCAAGGCCCUCCGGGUACCGGAAAAUCUUAUCUUGGGGUCAGUUUAGUUAAAGCUUUACUAGUUGUGAGAAAGUGUUAUAUGGAGUGCUUAAAUUUGGUUAACGGAUAUCCUAUACUAAUUUUAUCUUAUAAGAACCAUGCAAUAGAUGAGUUUUUGCUAGACUUAGCAAAGUCUAGUAAAUUGAGUAUGAUCCGCUUCGGAAAGUGCACCGAGCCGGGUCUGAGCUGGUACCUACAGCGCCCAGGCCGACGUAAUGAUUACAUUUCAGUUCCAAGGAAACUAGUAGAGUUGUUAGAUCACGUGGACGCGUUCUCUAGAAGAGCGGAAGAAUUUCUCUUAAGUAAAGAUUUGUUUUUUUGCAAAAAAUUUAAUGCAAAAAAUAUAAGCUUCCCACCGUCAAAAAGACUAAAAGAUUCCGUUGAGAUCUUUUUGGAUAUCAUUUGCAAACUAGAAAUCUUGCAUAAAGCGAACGAAAAAGUGUUAGAGAGUGCAUAUGGGGGGAACGAAGCGCUAGAAAAGGAAAUACAUUUUUUUACUGAGCUCUUUCUAAAAAAUGCAAGAAAGAACAAUGUACUUAAAGUUCUCCAGGAAGAGAUAAUGCACCUAGGGAUUUUUAGUGAGGAGGAUAUGCUUUUCAGGUGGCUAAUGGGUUGGAAACCACAUGCGAGGUGCACUGUAGAGGGUUGUCCCUUCCCGGUAAUACCCAAUCCGGAUUCCUCAUUUUGCCGGGUGCACAAAUGCGAGUACUCGGGUUGUGAAGGAAAAAAGUGCAUGAAAAGUAGUGUUGAGCUCAUUCCGUUUUGUCAAAUUCACUGCUGCCGGGAAGAGACCUGCGUUAAAGUCAUCCUGAAAGACAGCUCUUAUUGUGAAGUGCACACUUGCAUUAAGUGCAUAGAACUUAAAAUUUUUCCUCCAAAUUUAUCAAUUUAUGACUACCCAAAAAACGUAUGCGAGAUACACGAACUUUGUUCUGUUGUAAACUGCUUUGAACUUAUAGCUAAAAAUGGAAGAUGCACAGUGCACCAGAGAAACAAGUGUUUAGCCAUGCUCGAGGAAGGCCUCAGAUGUAAAAAAUGGGCUUGCAACGAGUCAAAAACUCUAUGCAAAUUGCAUUUUCAAUCUCAUGGAAGAGUGAAAAAUAAUAAAAACAAGAAAAAUAAAACCAAGAAAAAGUUAUUGUACGAGGACAGAAGCGACUUAACCAAAAAAGGCCCGUUGAUAAGUUUUGUGGAGGACCAAAAAGAGGAUGAAAGGCAGCAGGCUGAAGAGCAAUGCUAUAAAAAAUUAUGCGAAGAUAGGAAAGAAGGCUGGAAGGAAACGUUUUCUUCACUGAAUUUAAGAAGUGAAAUGCACAGAGCUCGAUUAGAAGAAGACAAACACAAGCACGAGCAGGUUGAUGAGGCCUGCGACACGAGAGAAGGUUCGGCUGGAUGUGAACCUCCUGGUUAUCCUAUUAAUCUCAGUUGGGGGUCAACUUUAGGAGAGCGAUGGGCUCAAGCAAAAUAUCUAACUUUCCAAUCGAAAAGUUAUCUGACUGAUGUAAGAAAAAGAUUGGUGGAGCUAUACUAUAUAGAAAAAGAGAAGGCGAUUAAGACACAGGCAAAAGUAGAUGCUAAGGAAUUUGAGCGAGCUCAAGUUUUAGGAGGGACAGUAGUAGGCUGCAUAUCGAGGUUGGAGUCCAUUAGGAAAUCCAACCCGUUUGCCAUAGUAGUCGAGGAAGCCAGCGAGGUCGUGGAGCCCCUUCUUUUCGCUUCUUUUGUCAAAUCACUCACUAAAAUUGAGCUCAUAGGGGAUCAGAGGCAAUUAAAGCCCUCGAUCAAUAAGUUUGAAUACGAAAUAAUUAAUAACAUGAACAUUUCAAUGUUUGAGCGGUUAAUCUGCUGUGGAACUAUUGGAUAUGUGCCUAGAAAUUAUUUGCGCGUGCAACGGAGGAUGCGCCCGAACAUAGCUGAUUUGACUCGAAAACUUUAUGAGGACCUCACGAAGAUACAAGACGAGCCUUGUUGCCUUUCUAAAUGUAUAAAUGGGGGAAGCUUGAAUAACUUAAAAUCCCUGGGAUCUGAGAGGGGUAUAGAGCUGCAAGACUACGGCGGCUAUGGCCGAGAGGUCCCUGGUGUUAUCCCUCAUCUAUUUUUCUGGCUUCACAGUGGCCGACAGACGCACGCAGCUGUUGGUUUAUCGAGAAAAAACGAGCUGGAGGUUCAAAUGGUGAUAAAGCUAGUAAAACAUAUAAACUCGGCUGGUGUCGAUUUAAACUGUAUUGCAGUGCUAACCCCUUACAAGGGCCAACUUCUAGCCUUAAGAAAGGGGCUUCAACAACAAAAAUUAUUUAAUUUUGGUGAUAAAAAUACCAUAAGAUUAUCCACAAUAGAUAGGUUUCAGGGGGAUGAAGAAGACAUUGUGGUUGUGUCAUUGGUGCUCGACCAAUUCUCUAGAACAACAUUUAUUAAGCAAGUGAAUAGAAUGAUUGUACUUUUAUCGAGAGCAAGAAUAGGUCUAUACCUAGUUGGUAAUGAAACUUAUUUCUCCCUAAAAACCGGAGCUCUACCCGACCAUUGGAUAAACGUUAUAAAAUACAUGCAACUGCCUCUGCCGUAUGAUACCGCUAUUGAUCCAAAUAGGGAGAUUGUACAAGCUUAUAGCCAAAAAAACAUAGGGAAGUUUCUUCCCAUAUGCUGUGGAAAACAUCGUUCUUCCAUUUUCUUGUUAAAGGAAGACGUUCCAGUACCCAAAAAUAUAUGUAAGGUCUUAUGUACAGCCAAAUUAGCAUGCGGGCACGCUUGCGGCAAGCUGUGUCAUUGGCCCUCAGAAAGACAUCAAGAUCUGUGCAUGGAAGAGCUGGAGGCUCCUUGCCUAUCGCAUCCGCGCAUCUACAAAUGCCACGAAAUUGUGGAUCCUUCGUACAAUAAGAUUACCUAUGAAUCCUCUGUGGCUUCUUCCGUGCCCCUUUUUCAGCUUUGUCUCGAAAAAAAAGAGUGCUCUGCUCUCGUUGAGAUAAUAUUGAGAUGUGGGCACACAGAAGAAGUGAAAUGUUCGGAGAACAGUAGUUUGAACAGCGAUUCUAAAAAGAGAGAAGAAUUUUUAAGUACCUAUGUCUGUAAAAAAGUGAGUCCUUUGAAGUUUUAUAGACCGAGUUGCAACCAUGAAGAGGUUCUUCUCUGCUAUCAGUAUCACCGACUAAAAAGGAAUCCAGCCCUUUGUCCUCCAUGCCUAGAGCUUGUAGUGUACACGCCCCUAUGCAAUCAUUCAAUUAAAGUAGAGUGCUGGAAAAGUCGGCAAUACCACUCGGGGACACAGUUUGUAUGCAAGGAAACAGUGGAAACCGUACUUCCCCGCUGCGGUCAUAAGGCGUACGUCCCUUGUGUUGAAAUGGAGGCUUUGGGUAAGUGGAGCGGAAACCCUUGCUUAACUGACACCGUUAAUUACAACGAGAUAUAUGGAAGAAGGGAUUUUAAAUGCACGGAAUUGGCUACUUUUAAGCGUUCUUGCGGUCAUUUGGAGAGGGUCUGCUGCUUUGAAGCAUUCCAGUGGACGGGAACAACCCCACCAAAAUGCACCCAAAACUUAACAAAUGUGCCUGAUUUAGUGUGUGGGCAUGUCUUUUCUAUUGAAUGUGGUGAAUUAUUUCAAACCCUGAAAAAUCUGCAGCGUCGCUACACGCAUCUUUUUGGCGGUCUCGACUUAGCUCAUACGCCCUUCGAUGUUUUGCUUAGAAAACUUGAAUUAUUGGCGCCAGCUCCUAUAAACUUUUUCUCUAAAAAGGACGGAAUUUUUUAUAACAAUGGCCCGCCAUCUUUCGUACCUUGUGCAGUGACUGUGUCAAUUGAGUACGAAUGCGGGCAUAAAUCUGCCGUCCCCUGUUGUAAGGCUAAGAAUUGGGUUCUUCUGUGUAAUUCUGCACAGCUCUCAGACUCAAGGCACGCACUACGUUGCGAAGAAGUUGUGGAAGCAACCAACCCCAUUUGCUACCACCAAGUAAAACUGCAAUGCCAUUUAAAUAAGCUGAUCAGCGAACUUCGAGUUUGGCCUGAUGAAUUUUAUUUAAAUGGAGCUGUUGAAACCCUUAGGGUAUCAGGUGUUGUAGAGGAGAAUCACAUGCCCUCAUUAGCCGGCCUACAACAGAGCUUAAAAACCGUUUUAGUAAGUUGCAAAGAGUCGGUAUUGGUGAAACUCUCGAGCUGCGGGCACCUUCUGCAACGACCUUGCACAACAGCCUUUAGCGGGGCGAAAAGAGGUGCUCUAAAAUGCGCUUCAGAAAUUUUAUAUCCUUGCGAUAACUGUGGAAAAGAUAAGAUUGUGCCUUGCGAGAUAAAGGAAGAGAGCAAGAAAAAAGCCUACCAAUGCAAAAAUAUAUCAGAAAAGAAGUGUGCUAAUUACAUUUGGUGUCAGAACACAGUUCCUCUACCCUGUGCGUACUUCACCAAGGUUAUCUGCCACGGCGUUUAUGUGUGGACUUGCGCAUUGAACCAAGAAUCGCAUUUUAUAAAACUAAGAUGCAACGGUGAGACACCGCCUUUUUGUCCUUUUUGCGAGCAAGAGAAAGCGAAAGAUGAGAUUUUUAGCUUGCAAUAUGAACUUUCUGAUGAAACAGUCAUACUAAACAAAUACGCAGGCAAAGCUCUCGGUACGUUAGAGGAUGCCAUCACGCUUAGCGGUAUUGAUAACAUUAAACAAGAAGUAUGCGGAAAGACUUUUGUGGAAGAGCUGGAAGGUAAAUUAAGUUGCCAAUACGAAGCCAUUACCCAAUGUGCAAACCUGCGAGAAAGAGUUCGCUUCCAAAGUUGCGCUUUACCCGUAUUUCUCGUGAUCAAGAAGAGACAAUUCGAAUCUAAGUUUAAUUUUUCAAUGGUCGCAAAGGAAAACCCUUUAGGAAAAGGCGUUCUUUUUAAACUGUUGCAUCGCUGCAACCUCGUGCCACAAGAUAGCAGCAAGUCUACUUUGUCUAACAAAGACUUUGGCCAGGUAUGCGUCCCCGUUCACUUGGCGCUGGGGCUUGGGAUCACCUACAAACCAUUAAUUCUUAACUUUGGAGACCCCGAGAGUCUGAAAAAGAAGUCCUUAAAAAUAAAUAGGGCGGAUGGUUUUGAUGCUGUCAUUAACAAAGCUCGGAAUGAGAUUUUAUUUUGGGAACCGAAAUGUGUGCUAAUCACGCACAAAGUGUUAUUAAAAAACGACUCCUCCAGCGCAACUUUUUUAAGCUGUUUUCCUGAAGCGUUCUCACUGUAUAACUCUUUAAAAAUUGAAUUUUUUGGUCAAGAUGAGGUUGGAGACGGUGAUCUAUUGGUUGAAAUGCCGAAAACUUCUGUAGCUGAAACCACAGCCAUAACGGGAGUGAGUAUCAAGCCAUCGGUUAAGCUAAAGAAGCUUCUUUGUAAAGUUCUAAAAAAUUAUGCCCAAGUGUUUAUUUCUGAAGACAUGAUAGACUUUGAAAGUUGGGACGGCUUAAGUCUUAACAUUAAAGAGGAGUCCUUUGUUAAGUCUCGUAUGACUUAUUUUACCAGGGAAUCCCAAAGAACUUUUUCAGGCGUUAAGUGCUUGGAAAACUUGUGCUUGCAAGAACCAUUCGCGUUCCUGCUAUUAUUUUUCGAAACUUACCACUUAAAAUUUCUAGAGGAAGCAAAAACUUCCUUAGUUAACUAUCUUAAAACGGUGAGUUGUCACAUCCACCCUCUCUUACUUCUCGCCUUAGCACGUCUUUUUGAGUUGGAGAAUGAAACCGUUUUAACAGGCUCAAGUCAAUUCAAAAAUGAGAAGAUCAUCUGCUAUUCUCACUUUUUGCUUUUCGCAAAUACUGAAGAGAAGCGACAGUUAUGGCUUUCAUGUGAUGAGUUGGAGAGACUUAAAAGGAUGGAGGAAGGAGAAAAGCCAGAACACUGCGAAGCUAACGUGAACCCCACUGUGGAGGCUAAAACGUCUAUAGAGGACCAAUGGGAGGAAUUAAAAGUUACUUCUAACAUAAGCUCUAUUUCUACUGAUAAUAUAAUGAGGCUGACCGGGUUGCAAAAAGUUAAAAAGGAAGCCUUAAACCUUGUGAAGAUGAUAAACUUACUUAAGUCUGCUAAGACUCCUAUGGUUGUUCCAUUUAACUUCUCCUUCGAGGGAAACCCAGGGACUGGAAAAACGACUGUCGCUAGACUGUUUUCUGGGAUAUUUAAAGAAUUCGGCUUUCUUCCUCGGAAAUCCAACGAAUUUGUAGAGAUUAGUGUGCAUGAACUAAAGGAAAAGUCGAGUGAAGAGUUGGACGCAUUGCUAAAGACAACCACAUUUAUUUUUAUUGACGAAGCUUAUUUAUUGGAUCCCAAAAAUGAUCCCAGCGGGGCGAGAGUGGCCGAUAAGUUGUUGUCGGUAGCUGAGAAACAUAGGGGACGGGUGUCAAUAGUCCUCGCUGGUUACGAAGAGGAAAUGGACAAAAAGUUUUUUGCAUAUAAUCAAGGACUUCGAGGCCGCUUUAAGACAGUUAAGUUUGAAAAUUUUACCAAAGAGGAAUUAAAGAAAAUUUGGGUUGAUACUUUAAAACAAAAUGGUUUCAAAGGCGAUAAUACCUUAGCGAAUGUGGUGUGCAGGCGCCUUGAAAAAAGAAGUACAGAAAAAGAUUUUGGAAAUGCUCGAGCGGUAAGGCAAACUUUCGAAGAUGCUGUUAAUUCUGCCGCAGGGCGUGUUCAAACAGGCGAUUUAAAACUAAUUGUUGAGGACGUUUUGGGGCCAAGAGUUGACUGCAAUGAUGAAAAAAUUAAACCACUCCUAGAUAAAAUUUACCAAAGUUAUGGAUGGAAGAGAGUAGCAGAGGCUGUGCGAGAUUUGAUCGCAGUAGUUCAGAAAAAUUAUGAUAGAGAAAUAGCAGGAGAAACCCAACUUCCCCUGCAAAAGAACCGAGUUCUUCUCGGAAGUCCAGGAACGGGGAAGACUACAUUCGCUAAGCUGUAUGGGCAAUUGCUAAAAAAUCUCGGGAUCUUAUCUAAGGGGGAGGUGGUAGAAGCCACCUCCAGUGAUCUUAAAGGGGCCCACAUAGGUGAAUCAACCUCGAAGACAAAGGCCAUGGUCGAGAAGUGCAGGGGAAAUGUCCUGAUUAUCGACGAGGUCUACACCUUGGAUGACACAACGUUUGGAAAAGAAGUUUUGGAUACACUCGUCGAAAAGGUGCAGGGGGCCGCCGAUGAAGACAUUGCCGUUCUACUUUUGGGUUAUGAAGAACAAGUUGUUCGAAUGUUUAACAAUCAGAACCCUGGACUAAGGAGGAGGUUCCCCCUUGAAAGCGCCUUUCAUUUUGAGGAUUUCAAGUUAUCCGAACUUAUGGAAAUAUUCAAGGCUCUUUGCCAACAAGAAGGAAUUGGGUACACCUUAAGCGCCCUCAAAGAAGUGGAAAAUGUUCUUGAUAACCAAAAAUGCUCUUCUCUUGCUGGUUUUGGGAACGCAGGAGCCGUAAACAAUCUGUUUAAGAGCGUUAUAUCCAGGUGUAGUCGAAAGGACAGAGGCAUAAAACUUACCAUCGAAGCUGAAGACGUCCGAGAAUUAAAAAAGGAUGAUCCUUACGCUAUGCUAGACCAGCUCUACAAUAUUAACUCCGUCAAAGAAACUAUAAAAAAGUUGGAGUGCAAGUUUUUACUAGCCGAAAAGGAAGGAGCUGCUACAGAACCAAUAGGACACUUCAUUUUCACGGGUUCUCCUGGCACUGGAAAAACUACGGUGGCCAGGAUGCUGGCUUUGAUACUUUACAGAAUUGGAAUUAUUUCCUCUCAAACUUUUAAGCAAACUUCUGGUCUAGAGCUCACAGGCAAUUUCGUGGGGCAGACCAAGUCAGUAGUCAUUGAGAAGCUCAAGGCCGCUACGGGUGGAGUGCUGCUUAUUGACGAGGCCUACGAGCUUGGUAAAGGGCCCUUCGGGACAGAAGCCUUGACCACUCUCGUGGAGUGCAUGACCAACCCGGAGUAUUCCGGAGUGGUCAUUAUAAUGGCGGGCUAUAAAAGUGAUAUUGAUAGCAUGCUAAAUACAAAUGAAGGAUUGAAGUCUCGUAUGCGCAACUAUAUUGAGUUUAAAGACUGGACAGUAGACGAUUCUGUCCAGUACUUCUUACUCCAAAUGAACAAAGAGCAUUACAAGCUUUCUUCUGAGUGCGAGAAAGUUUUAAAGCAAGCAAUCGAAGGCAUUAAAAGCCAAAAGGGUUGGGCGAAUGCUCGUGAUGUGAAUACUUUAUAUUUAAAGGUUAAGGAGCAAAGAGCUUAUAGGAUAAUGACGAGUAACGAAAACUCUUCCGAGCUGUCCUUCGAGAUUCAAGACAUAAAGGAUAUGGCUGCAGAUAUCAUUAAGCAGCGAAAUCCACUAAUCACCGACGUAGAAGGUAUUUUUGACGACUCGGACCCCUUCAAACCAUUAAACAAGCUAUACAAUGUCGAGCAUAUACGUGAUGAAUUUAUAAGAAUACAAGCCUCUUACGCCAUGACUGCAAAGGAAAGCAAAAAGCCUAGUCCCUUGGGACACUUUCUCUUUGUGGGCAGACCGGGGACGGGUAAAACUACAGUGGCGCGGAUGCUGGCCAAGAUACUUUUUAAGCUGAAGAUAAUACCAUCUCCUAAUUUUAGAGAAACAUCUGCCACUAAUUUAACCGCUCAGUUUGUUGGUCAAACUAAAGAGAGAGUGAAGGCUCAACUAAACGAAGCCAGAGGCGGUGUUCUCUUUAUUGAUGAGGCCUACGAGCUAGGCAAAGGCUCCUUCGGGGAGGAGGCAAUGACGACUCUCCUUGAGGCUAUGACUCAUCCUCUCUACGACGACCUCGUUAUUGUGAUGGCUGGUUACAAGGACGAAAUGACUGAGAUGCUGAAUCGAAAUCCAGGCCUUAAAUCAAGGUUUGGUCGCACUAUCGAAUUUAAGGAUUGGGCUCCUGAGCAUUGUUUACAAUACUUUAAGCAUAAGAUGAAAGAAAGUGGUUACAAGCUCGAAGAGGGCGUGGAGCGGAUAUUUGUACAGUUAGUGACUGGGAUUAUCCAUCAGAAAGGUUGGGGAAAUGGAAGAGAUGUAUCUAAAAUAAUUCAAGAGCUUAAAGGACAAAUAUCUUAUAGACUGCUUUCCUCUUCCGAGGAAAAUGACACUGCUUCGAUUAAGUUGGAGGAUAUAAAGCCAGUAGCUUCGAAAAUGAUCAAAAGCAGAAAUGUAUUACUUAAGGACAGUGAGGAUCUAUUUGAAGACAGAGAUCCCUACGAAGAGUUGGGGAAGCUUCGAGGCAUGGAACAUAUAAUAAAAGAACUGCGCAAACUCGAGGCGAGCUUAGAAAUCUCAAAAGUGGAGAACGGGAAGCCUACAACUGUCGGUCACUUUCUUUUUAUUGGGUCUCCAGGAACCGGAAAAACCUCGGUGGCGAGAAUGCUGGCCAAACUUCUCUUUAAGCUCAAGGUGCUCCCAUCACCGAACUACCAAGAAACUUCGGGCCUUAAUUUGACGGGCGAGUACGUUGGCCAAACAAAAGAGAAGGUCAAAAGACUGCUAAGCGAGGCCCAGGGGGGUCUUCUAUUCAUCGACGAGGCCUAUGAGCUGGGAAAUGGCUCUUUUGGCCAAGAAGCCAUCACGAUGCUUGUCCAGGCAAUCACGGAUCCGCUUUACUCGAGUUUGGUGAUUGUGCUCGCUGGAUACAAGCAGGAAAUGAGCGAGAUGUUAGACCGCAAUCAGGGUUUAAAAUCCAGAAUUACAAGGCUCUGGGAAUUUAAAGACUGGACCGUGCAAGACUGUGCCGAUCACUUUACCAGUUUACUUGAAAGUGAAGGUUUCAAACUCGGGGAGGGGGUUGUAAAAGAGCUAAAGUGCCUCUGCACAGAGUUGAUUGCUCUCCCCGGUUGGGGAAACGGUCGUGAUGUCGUCGAAAUGGCCAAAAAAGUGAAAGAGGAAAGAGCUUUAAGGGUGUGGGAGGUCUCCGGUAGUUAUAAUAUUGCUCAAAAAGUCAUCGAACUACGAGACUUUUGCACCGUAAAAAGCGAAUUUUUAAAACAAAGAGUAUUGGUUAGGGCUGAGGAGCGUUCACCCCGGAAAGAGCUUGCCAGCUUUACGAAGACUCAUAGUUCCUAUAAACAACUGCCACAGGUCAACUUUAAUGAACCAAUGGAAAUGAUUGAAAUAUGCCCUGAAGAGUCCAAAGCCAAUGAGGUGCGUCUAAAAGAGGAGAGGCUCCAACUCACCGCAAACGUAGCAGACCAGGCAGAAGAUGAGCAAAAAGGAGACCUAAUGGGUAUUUUAGAAAAGGAAGGGUUGAAUAAGUGCCCACGAGACUCGGGAGUUUCCGAAGAAGUGUGGGCUUCGUUACUAAGAAAUAUAAAAAAAGAAAACGUUAUGUGCAGAGUGGUAAAAAAAACCAAAGUUAGUUUGGAGGUUCUCCAAGAAGAGUCUUCUACUAAAAAAGAGGAAUAUCUAAAUAAAAAAAAGGAGAUUAAAGAGGCUCAAAAAAGAUUGGCCUUUCAAGAGAAUGAGGAACAAAAAAGAAUCUUAAAGAAUAACUUGAAAAAAUUGGAAGAGAAAAAAAAACUAAUAAAGCUUGAGAAAAUUAAAAAAGAAGAAGAGCUGAGACUUAAAAAAGAAGAACUUAGAAAGCUUAAGCUGAUCCAAGAAGAAAAAAGAAAGAUUCAGGAAAAAUUAAAAGUUAUACGUAAGUGUCCCCAAAACUACGACUGGAUCCCAGAACAAAAUGGUUGGCGUUGCAAGGGUGGGGGUCAUUUUGUGACAAAGGAAGAAUUAAAUUCUAAGUUUACUUUUGAAAUCACCCGUUCACAAUAAAAUUGAGCCUUCAUUGUAA